Messenger RNA from Pollicipes pollicipes, 1313 nucleotides. RefSeq names its product surfeit locus protein 4 homolog. The transcript has 6 exons. The record is from RefSeq and is a predicted model, not a curated record. Gene Ontology annotation, biological process: Golgi organization. Bases 156 to 968 code for a protein of 270 amino acids. Lineage: Eukaryota; Metazoa; Arthropoda; Thecostraca; Pollicipedomorpha; Pollicipedidae. Gene Ontology annotation, cellular component: endoplasmic reticulum; membrane; endoplasmic reticulum-Golgi intermediate compartment.
GAUAAUUAAAAAUUUAACAUACUUUGCAGUCAAGAAACUUUAGACAACCGCCUCAGCAGACGAUGUCGAAAGUGAUGUCAUAACAAAAUUCCUGUUUCGACCCAAUUCAGCCUUUUGCGGCUGACGUGACGCUGGUCGGCCGGACUUUCAGCAAUAUGACGACUCAAAAAGAAUUUUUAUCAAAAGCUGAGGAUGUCGCAGAUGAGGUUUUACGCAAAACGAAACAUAUUUUACCUCACGUGGCACGCUUCUGUCUGAUCAGCACAUUUUUCGAGGAUGGCCUGCGGAUGUGGUUCCAGUGGAACGAGCAGCGGGAGUACAUGGACAUCUCGUGGGGCUGCGGCUGGUUCCUGGCCGCCCUCUUCGUCUUCGUCAACCUGGUGGGCCAGCUGGGCGGCGUGGCCAUGGUGCUGCUGCGCCUCAAGGUCGACAUCGCCGUCGGCAUCCUGUUCGGCAUCGUGAUCGUGCAGACGGUGGCGUACCAGAUCCUGUGGGACGCGCAGUUCCUGUUCCGCAACCUGGCGCUGAUCGGCGCUCUGCUGCUGGUGCUGGCCGAGACCCGCGUCGAGGGCAAGAGCCUGUUCGCCGGUGUGCCCAGCCUCGGAGAGAACAAGCAGAAGACGUACCUGAUGCUGGCCGGGCGCAUUCUGCUGGUGUUCAUGUUCCUGACCCUGCUGCGCUUCGAGGUGUCGCCGAUGCAGAUUGUGCAGAUUAUCAUCGGCUCCGUACUCAUGGUAUUGGUGACGAUCGGCUACAAGACAAAGCUCUCUGCUCUGCUGCUAGUUGCCUGGCUCAUGGCACUUAACUUUUACGUCAACGCAUGGUGGUCCGUGCCCUCCUACAAGCCGAUGCGGGACUUCCUCAAGUACGACUUCUUCCAGACUCUGUCGGUGGUGGGUGGUCUGCUCAUGCUGGUCUCCAUUGGGCCCGGCGGCGUCUCCAUGGACGAGCACAAGAAGGAGUGGUAGCUGAAGCACGCUUCCAUUUUAACCAGCGGCCGCCGCGGUCGCUUUUAACACGCGCCGGCCGGCGGGCGCAACAGCCGUGUUACGCGUUGGACAGAGUUUAUGCGCCAGCCGGCGGCAUGGCGGGGCGCGGGCGCUGCGCAGUGUCACUCUCCGCCAAAGGGGCGGCGCCAACCCGGCGCGAGCGCGCGCCACCCUGUCUGCCAGUGUAUGUGGUAUUGGUGUGCUUGGGCUGUUGCGGUUGUCCCGUUUUAUUGCUGUUUUAAGUCUCUUCUCGAUGUUUUAUGGAGGUAUUUUUGGUAUUAAAAGCGGAAAAUUGAAGCGAGUUGUAUACAUCACACCAACGUG